Ahaetulla prasina is the source of this 7486-nucleotide messenger RNA. RefSeq names its product phosphatase and actin regulator 1 (gene PHACTR1). NCBI's taxonomy places the organism in Eukaryota, Metazoa, Chordata, Lepidosauria, Squamata, Colubridae. Gene Ontology annotation, molecular function: actin binding. The transcript is spliced from 13 exons. The record is from RefSeq and is a predicted model, not a curated record. Gene Ontology annotation, biological process: stress fiber assembly; cell motility. Bases 216 to 2138 code for a protein of 640 amino acids.
GACAGGAGGACCAGAGAGGUCACACAUAGAUAAGGCUUUCUUUCUUCCUUUCCUUUCCUUCCCUCCCUCCAUCUCUGCCUUCUGCUCAUCAUCCUCCCCUCCCUCCCUUUUUAAUCCUAGAGUGUAUUGAGGGAACGAGGCUGAAUGUGGCAGAGAGACGCUAGGGAGAGAUAGAAAGAGACGCACAUACACACCGAGAGAGAGAAAACGCGCGCAUGGCGGACUCCACACACCCCAGGCGGUCCCGGGUGCUGUCUUGCUCAUCCUCUUCUGGCCGCAGAGAUGGCUCUUCUCCAGACAGGGCUGAGGCGAAGCCCAAAAAGCGAGCUUUCUAUCUGGUGCGAAUGAAGCCCCUGAAGGAGCCGGCGAUCAACAACAACAAUAACGUGUCUUUCGUGAUCCACUGUCACAUAGGCAAGGAGAUCAAGCACAUAUGCAGCAACUGCAGUUGCGGGAAAGAAGCCCGUGACGCUGAGGAAGUGGAGAGACUGGCUGCAAUGCGUUCGGACUCAUUGGUUCCAGGAACACACACCCCUCCUAUAAGGAGGAGAAGCAAGUUUGCCAAUAUAGGAAGACUUUUCAAACCAUGGAAGUGGAGGAAGAAGAAGAGUGAAAAGUUCAAGCACACAUCAGCAGCGCUUGAAAGAAAAAUAUCAAUGAGGCAAAGCAGAGAGGAACUUAUCAAGAGAGGAGUUCUGAAGGAAAUAUUUGAUAAAGAUGGAGAGCUUUCUAUACAGAAUGAAGAGGGAUCAUUGGAGAAUGGACAGGCGUUGAGUUCCAGCCAAGUAUCACUGCAAGCCCUAUCUGAACUGGAGCCAUGUUCAAUAUCUGGAGAUUCCUGUAGUUAUGAAGUGCUCCCGAAUCCAGAGGUCAUGGAUGGAACAGUGUCUGAAGAGAGCCCCACGUCCAGUGAAUCUGGAAUCCACCUCCCUCAAGAACCUACAUCUAAACCAGUCUUGCUACUCCCCCCUAAAAAAUCUGCUGCUUUCUCUGGAGAUCAUGAAGACACCCCAGUGAAGCAGCUUUCCCUCCUCAAACAACCCCCCGCCCUGCCUCCUAAGCCCAUUACCAAGAUUGCCAACCAUUUAGCUGAUCCUGGUGCUCCGAUGAAGCUGCCUUGUAUGCCAGUCAAGCUAUCACCUCCGCUACCUCCAAAGAAAGUCAUGAUUUGCAUGCCUUUAGGGGGACCCGAUCUCUCCCUCACAUCCUAUUCCACACAGAAGAACUCCCAGCAACCAUUGACUUCGCAUCAUCACACAGUCCUACCGUCACAGUUAGCAGCGCACCAGCAUCAGUACGGCAGCCACAGCCCACAUAUGCCUUCUGGAUCCAACACGUUACCCAUGCACCCUUCAGGAUGUCGCAUGAUCGAGGAGUUGAAUAAAACACUGUCCAUGACCAUGCAGCGGCUAGAAAGCUCCAGUUUACAUGGCGGUGACAGCCUCUCAAAAACUGGACCUGGAGGCCUUGCAGACAUGAGACAAGUGCCAACCGUUGUGAUUGAAUGUGAUGACGAUAAAGAAAAUGUGCCUCAUGAAUCUGACUUUGGCGAUUCUUCAUGCCUCUACGCAAGACAAGAAGAGGAUGAGGAGGAAGAAGAGGAAGAUGAUGACAGCUCGUUAUUUUCAAGCUCCCUGGCAAUGAAAGUUUGCAGGAAAGAUUCUUUAGCUAUCAAAUUGAGCAACAGGCCAUCCAAGCGUGAGCUGGAGGAGAAGAACAUCCUCCCCAUGCAGACAGAUGAGGAGCGGCUGGAGCUCAGGCAGCAGAUUGGCACCAAACUGACAAGGCGGCUGAGCCAGAGACCGACUGCUGAAGAAUUAGAGCAGAGGAAUAUUCUCAAACCACGGAAUGAGCAAGAGGAACAGGAAGAAAAACGAGAGAUCAAGAGAAGAUUAACCCGCAAGCUAAGUCAAAGGCCUACGGUGGAAGAGUUGAGAGAGAGGAAAAUUCUCAUCCGUUUUAGUGAUUAUGUAGAAGUGGCAGAUGCUCAGGACUACGACAGACGGGCAGAUAAACCAUGGACAAGGCUAACAGCUGCUGACAAAGCAGCAAUUCGUAAAGAGCUAAAUGAAUUCAAGAGCACUGAAAUGGAAGUUCAUGAAUUAAGCAGGCAUUUAACAAGGUUUCACAGACCAUAGGAACUGAAUAUGCUGCCAUCUUGAGAACGUAAUGGAAAAGAACCAUAAGUGCUGAUGUCAUUCAUUCCUUUGUUACGUACAGUGGUAAAUCUUCUGAACUGCCUUUCUAAAACCUAUAAAAACAUGCAGGAAAUGUGAGUUUUCUCAUCCUGGAAAUAACUUCCUCAUACAAUCUGUUGGCACAACAUUCAGCAACUGAGGCUAUCUUGGCAAGAAUCAUGCCUGGAGUUGGCACUUUUAAAUGCUGCUGUGUGGAGUCCCCAAGCCAUUCAUUCACAUUAGUGGUCUUUGUUUGGAUCCCGUCAGUCCUCUUUCAUCUCUGAAGGAAGCUGAGGCCCUUGGUAUUUGACACGGACAGAAGCUCUGCUGGACACAAAGCCACUGUUCUGGAACAACAUUUCUACCAAACAUUUCAUUCUGUGUGGAGCACCUUAGAACUUGAUGGGGUGAGCUGGGGAAAUAGAACCCACCUCAAAGGGUCCAUCUCUCUUUGACUUUCCAAGCCCCAUCACCUGCAGGAAGAUCUUUGGCUGACUGGUGGAUAUUCUUGAUUUCUACAGGACCAAGGAUUCUUCAUCAUCCAUUUCUCCUCUUCAAAUGAUUCUUUUGCUGCAAUGUUUGGAAGAGUUCAAGAUUGAAGAACUUUUCAUUUCUACAGUGGAACCUGUCAUACUGCCUUCUACCCUGCUGACUAUUUCAUGUUUCAUAUGGUCCUGUGUAGCAGUUCGAUAGCCUAGCUUGUCCUGGCGUGGCCUGUCAGCUUUACAUAGGUUUUUCCAAUUCACUAAUGUGCAAGACAGAAAAGACACAAGUUAAAGAGAACCUCAAGGUUGACUUUAUGCUGUAUGCUUGGGUGUUGAUUUUUGUUUUCUUCUUUUCACAGGAGGGAUUUCUAUUCUUCAAAGUGCUUCUUGGUAUAAAUAACUGAAUACGCUGUUGUGAAUGGCUCAGUCUUAAAUUGAGAACCAAAGCAUUUGGCAAAAGGCUAGAGAUGUGAUAUUGUUAUUAUUUAUCAUAUUUUAUAUUUUAUUUUAUUAUAUUAUUUCACGUUUAAGGUAUUGGUCUUCUCUUAGUAAGAUUAUCUUUGCACAUUGGAAAGAAUUAUGAACCCACCGUAAUCAAAACACUUUGGUGAUGUCUACUAACAUCUACAUCUAGUUCAGAUUAAACAUAUCUGAUUAUGCCUUUUAGGUAGAAACGUUGCCAUCUUGAACUUUUUGCCCAUCGAUACGAAUCACUAUAGAUAUGGCAGCUUUAGUUCUCAGACCUUCACUGGUGUAAAACUAUAAUCUGGGAUCCAAACAUGGUUAUACUUAGAGGAGACCCGUUAUAGUGAAUAGGGCUUAAUUAUACCAUAACUUAAGUACUAUUGAUUUCAGUGGGUCUCCUCCAAGAUGAUGGCUACUUAAAUUCAGGUGAUUUUAGUGGGCUUCAUCUAUUUAGGAUUAAAUAGAUUUUCUUUUAGAAAACAUGUAUAUAGAAGCACAUUUUAAUGGGUGACUACAAUGAUUCAGGUUAUUCUCCAAACUAAAACCUGAGUCACUGCAGUGCCCAUUACAAUCCUCAGAUUCCACUGAAUAGGUGAUUAAACUAGACUAAGAAAAUUCAUUUUUUCUUAUACAAUUUAGUUUGUCUAGUUUUGUUACUCUGGGUAUAAGAAAAAAGGAGAUGAAGUAAUAAGAGUACUUUGUUUUUAGAUAAAAGUACAUGUAUUGGUUUUUUUUAAAAAAAAUACAAAAAAUAAAAAGAUUACGACACCAUUAGUGGUCAGCAGAUGAAGUAGAUGGGCUUGUAGCUGGGUGAAUUGCUAAGACACUGUAAGCCGCCCUGAGUCUUCGGAGAAGGGCGGGAUAUAAAUGUAAACAAACAAAAAAAAAAAAGACUGUGGAGAUGGGAGGGUAGUGAAAAUGUUAAAUUCAUUUGCCCAGUUUGCACAGAGCAAAUCUAUGGCACAUAAGCCGUUUUUCAUACCUUGAAAACUGUCAUUUUAACAUAGCCAGUUUUCAACUGUCAUAGUCUCAUAGCAUUAUGAAAUAAUGGAGACCCGCUUGCCCAACAUACCAGCCUUUCUGCCCACCAACCCUUGAGUGAAACUCUUCCCCAUUGUUCAAAGACUUAAUUUUUCCCACCACCACAGAUUAUCUUUUUUUUUCUUUUUGAGAAGAAUUAAUAGGUUACAGAACUGAUCCUCUCUGCACAUCUGAAUUUCCAGAUGACUUUAACUCCCAAUCCAGGUACUACCUGUCUCCUGCCUCUUUACCUAUGGGGAGUAAAAGACCAGGACCACACAUGAAGGUUCAAUGGAACUGCUAAAAGCCCAGGCACAAGAAUCUUCUCAACUAAUGGUCAGCAUCCUGUUUAAAGUUAGAUAAGGGUCAAUGGCACUCAAGGGGGGAUUGGACUUAGUUCAUUUGAACUAUGUAGGGCAGGAGUGUCCAAACUUGGCAACUUUAAGACUUGUGGACUUCAACUCCCAGAAUUCCUCAGCCAGCUUUGCUGAACUCUGGGAAAUGAAGUCCACAAGUCUUAAAGUUGCCAAGUUUGGAUACCCCUAAUGUAGGGAUUCUAGGCUGAUCCCCCUUUUCACUCUGCCCCCAGGUACUGCCAGUCCUUCUCUUACAUCAUCUUCCAUAAAAGUGAAAGCAUUUUUGUCCAUGUUGGAAGACACAGGGAAUAAUAACUCCUUUAUUUUUAUGCAGGUAAAAAUAAUGGAAUCUUGAUGGAAUCAAGAAAUAGGGCAUAACUAAUUCAUACAAUGGAACCAUAUGGUGUAGCUUAUCAAAACGGAGGGUUGUUUUGCUUUCUGCAUACAAAUCUUUUCAGGUUUUUGUGCGCAAAAUAUUUUAUUCCAAUCCUUACCAUUCAUACAAGUUGCAAAUUCUUGAAUUGGGCAAAGCUCUUUAUCCGUUUUCAAAAAGUCGAAGUUAUCAGCUGAGGUCCCACCAAUUCAAUGUUUAAAUGAUUAUUCCCUAAGCUCUUUUGUGAAAAAUAGCUUAUUUUUGAAGAUUGAAUAGUGUUUGGUCUUUCUAAAGCACAGUCAGCUAUUUUUCUUAUUCAGAGUCAGCUGAAACAUCGAGUAUACUCCACUGCUAUGUCAAAUUUAACUAUUUUCACCACUAAAAUCUCUGGAUAUGGGCGAAAAGAAGCUAUUGUUGUUGCCCUAUUCCCAUUCAUUUCACCAGGGCUUGAGUAGGGUGUAUUUUGUUUAAAUGGAGAUGGGAAGUCAUUUUCCUAGCAUAUUAAAUUUAUUUCUAAGCCUUUGUUGUUCACAUGAAGCUCUCACAGACAUCUAUUUUCCACUCCUGGAGGAACCGUUUCCCCCCCUAAUCUCUAUGAAAGAAUGAUGAUUGUAAAUCUUGCAAAAGGCACACAAGGUUGCAAGUUAGUCCCGCAUCCAACUUGAUUAGACAGCUUAAUUUAACAGUUGCAGGACUAGAAAUGAGGAUUCCAGUUGCUCUCCAAGUUAUUCUGAAACUGGUACAUUUCCCAGGCCCUCUUCCCAUCAAAUGAAUGUACAUAGUUUUUGUCUUUGUAUAGGAGUGAAUGUGGUGACAGUCAAGACUGUGAUCUUCCAGUAUUGUAAUUUAACAGAUUAUGGCUGUAUGAAAAAACGAUGAUGAUAAAAUGUAAAUAUCUAGAGAAAACACUAAAGUGAAUCUCUACAUCUAGAGUUUCAAUUUGUACAUACUGAAACUGCAUGGUAUUUAAAUUGUCUUGGAUGUAUGCAGUUUCUUUAAAAAAAAGUUUCAAAGAAAAAAAUGCUCUGGUUUUCUUUCUUCUGUCUGUUACAUGUUCAGAGACGCUCAGGAAUCAAAAUUUGUUCCAGAAGCCACCUUAAAAAGACCCCACCAAGCAAUUUGGUCAUUGGUUUUGGAGAUUAAGCAAUCUCAUUUGCCCUUUUUACAUUUUAAUUUUUUUUUCAUUGUUUUCAGUUUUUCAGAAAUCAUAGCUAUGGUUUCAAUUCACCGGGGAAAAAAAUGCAGUUAAUUAUUUUGUCAAAUUCUGCCAAGUCUCCUCUUUUAGUACUCUUAGCCCUGGACAGUUAUUGAUUGAAGAGUGUAUCGCUGAAUUAAUUACACUCCACAAAGUAAGCAGUUCCAUCCUUAAUCUUUGUAUGCAAAACUGAGUGAUGAGUUUUCCACUAACAUUCACAUGGUAAUAUUUGACUUCUGAGCAUUGUGGAAAAAAACUUCUAUGAGCUCUUUCUAAACUAAUCUAAUAUAGAUUUGUUCAGGUGAAAACCUUUGCAGAACAUUAAACAGAACAGCCUGCCUCUGAAGAAAGAUUUGAAUUUCAUUAGUCUGGCACCUUAUUUUUAAAUAGCAAUUCACACUUGACACAGUGAGGACUCUUGCACUGCUGUGGAAGAAAAUAAAAUUUGAAGAAGGGAUCGAGCCAUUAUCAGAAGUCUUUUGUUGCUCACACACUGUCAAUGUUACCUUAAUCAUAAAGUAAUCUGCAUUUUAAGCAUAUGAAUGGAAAGGCAAUACAUUUAUUUUCUAUAAUAAAAAUAAAUCCACUCUAUUAUGAGUUGCUGAUGGCUGCAGAACCUAAAACCUCUUCCAGAAGAUCUGUGGUGCUACAGUAGUUAGAAUGCAGUAUUGCAGGCUAACUCUGCCCACUGCCAGGAGUUCGAUCCCGACUGACUCAAGGUUGACUCCACCUUCCAGUCUUCUAAGGUCGGUAAAAUGAGGACCCAGAUUGUUUGGGGGCAAUAUGCUGACUCUGUAAACCGCUUAGACAGGGCUGUAAAGCACUGUGAAACAGUAUAUAAGUCUAGGUGCUAUUGCUAUCUCUGAUAUUCAAACUCUGAUCCCAUUUCCUCUGUUGGUUUAGCAGCUUAGUAAUUCCUGCUGCCAGAAUCCAUCUUCUGGGGUGGAGUAAGGAAUAAUUACUUCAUUUGGUAUACAAUGUUUAGUCUUGGCAUGAGAGGAAAAAAUCAGUCACGUCCAAUGCUGCCCUUUAUCGAAAUAAAAAGUUCAAAUAAUUUAUAUAAUGCCAUUUCCUUGCUGCAUAGGGGAGAGUAAUGGUGGCUACAAGGUUCAACCCUUCUUCUCCCUUUGAGACACAAAUCAAUCCCACAGGAUACACACACACACACACACACACACAUAUAAAAUCAAACUUUAUUAAAAACAGAAAAUGUAAAAUGUAAAGACCAAAACCUAUUUUGAAAUGUAGUAUUAAAAGUUAGACAUUCAAGGUGGAGGAUAAUUACAGAACUGUCCAGAUCCUGGUCAUACAGCAGCUUACAAAUUUAAGAAAGAAAAAUCUAAAAACAAAACCCAAUUCUCUAGACAGACUAGAAGUUGGACAGCGGAUCUAAUUCAAAGAAAACAUUCUGUCCU